Peronospora belbahrii is the source of this 426-nucleotide messenger RNA. The record is from the annotation of a GenBank genome assembly. NCBI's taxonomy places the organism in Eukaryota, Oomycota, Peronosporomycetes, Peronosporales, Peronosporaceae.
AUGAAGCACGAGAUGAAGACUAACGUCGAUCUUGACGAGGUGCUAGUGGAGAGUGUAGAGUUUUUUGAGCGAUAUCUUCAAGAACAUCAGAUCUUGUGUGAUUAUCUCAAGCAGGGAUUUCUCAUGCUGACAAGAGCUAAGCUGCGGCUACAAGAGCACGUACUGAGCGAGAUCUCAUACCAUGAAGAGUUUGAGGCGUUGAAUGUCGUGAUAAUGGACUCAGAAGGGAAUUGGCGACUGCAGAAUGUAUUGGAAGCAAAAGCACAGCAUGCAGCAAGCAAAAGUUCGUUGCCGCCAAGUGAUCUCCGUCAGGCACAAAAACAGUUUUUAAAUGGAUUACAGGCUAUGCUGGUGACAGCAUCAUAUGCACACAAAGCUCAGAAAGCUGUUCAUGAAGUCAUGGUAGAAAAAGCUGCAGGGUCAUAA